Molecule: messenger RNA, 2883 nt
Organism: Trypanosoma rangeli
Lineage: Eukaryota; Euglenozoa; Kinetoplastea; Trypanosomatida; Trypanosomatidae
Product: PIF1 helicase-like protein
Exons: 1
Coding region: 1-2883 (960 amino acids)
Biological process (GO): DNA repair; telomere maintenance
Molecular function (GO): DNA helicase activity; ATP hydrolysis activity; ATP binding
Source: RefSeq, a predicted model, not a curated record
AUGUGGACGGGGGCGCUUAGGGCGUACAAGGACCUGCGUACCAUGCGGCGUUGGAACGGCGCGCCUGGUAGUGUGACGUAUGGUGGCAUUGCGAAGACGGAGCAGCCGCGCGAGGAGGGCGAUGCGGGUGGUGUAUCGACGCCUCUCGUAGCUACUGCACAUAUGCGGUUUGCGUGUGAGGGAGAAGCGAUGAAGCGGCCACGGGAGAGUGCGAACGAAGGCCAUGUCGACUCUCAGGGUAGUUCUUGUACGCCGCUGCUGGUGAGGUCUGCGAGUAGCGCAGUGGUGACGGAAGAACGAUGUGUGGGAAUAGAAAAAGUCGAGGAUGGGGACGCCGCCCACGCCUCUGUGGGAACGGAGCCGCACUCAAACGAGGUUGCCACGUGCGAGGUGAUAGUGUUGGAUGACAACAGCCCAAGCGAUGGAGGAGACAGUGCGCUGUUAUCUAACACAGCCACGCCAGCAUCACAUUCGACGAGGCCAGAAUCCCUACUAAGCUCUGGGACCUCUCCACUUGUUUCCCCAACACCGAGUGAACCUUCACCAACGUCUAUGAACUUGUCUACGGAGCAGCAGCGCGUCUUUGAUCUUGUGGUAAAAUAUGGACGAUCAGUAUUCCUUACUGGAGGUGCUGGUACGGGUAAGUCUCAUCUUCUUCGGGCCAUCAUUGAAACAUUGCCCCGUGCUUCUACCUUUGUGACCGCCACCACUGGAAUCGCGGCACUGAACCUUGGGGGAUCUACGCUUCACAGCUUUGCUGGUUGCGGCAUUGUGGACGCGCAGACGCACGUUGCCGAGGACGUGUGUCGCACGGUGCGUGGUAAAGCGAAGGCAAAACGAAAUUGGCGAUUUUGCAAGGUGCUUGUAGUGGACGAGGUUUCCAUGAUGGACGCCUGGUUCUUUGACGUUCUCGAGUACGUGGCAAGAAAGAUUCGAGGUAGCAAUUCGCCGUUUGGUGGGAUUCAACUUGUUUUGGCCGGUGAUUUUCUCCAGCUCCCACCUGUGGUGAAGCAACGGGGGCAGGAUCCCCGCUUUUGCUUUGAGUCCGAGACAUGGUGUCGGGUAAACCCACGUGUUUGUAUCCUCUCGCAGCGGUUUCGUCAAAGUGAUGAAAUGUUCUUUGGCAUGUUAAACGAAAUUCGCUGUGGGGUGCUCACGGCGCCAUCUCUCGCGUUGCUGGCCUCCCUCUCCUCGACCACGACUGUGCGGUUUGUGCAGGAGCAAGCGAAGACGGUGAAGACGGAGAACGGUGACGCAGGCGCGUUGGAGACGCCGUCACAGCUGUUGCCUACCGGCGAUGUGGUGGAUAGCCGUGGCCGCACACGAGAGGAGCGCCACGACGGCUUUAGUAUUCUUCGUGCCCGCCGUGUAGAGGUCGACGAUGUGAACUUUAAACGUUUCAACGAAUUAACGACUGAAAUUUUUUCCUACCGCGGAUUUCACUGGGGCGAAGGAAAAUAUCCUUCGGACCUGCCGGCUGUGGUUUCUGUGAGGGUUGGCUGUCGCGUGAUGCUGCUUAAAAACCUUGAUGUUUCUGUGGGACUUGUGAAUGGCAGUGUCGGCACCGUUGAGAAUUUCAUCGACGCCCGCAAGGUGAGGGACUUUGCAAACAAAACAACACCCGCCGAUCUCCGUAAUAUGGCACCGCACACAUUUCUGCCUGUGGUGAGGUUUGAAACGGGGAAAGGGAACAACACCAAGGAAAGCACCUGCGGACGUCUUGUGAUGGUGGAGCCCCAUCGCUGGACUGUGCUUCAGGGUGACAGGGAGGUGAGCUACAGUGCACAAGUUCCUCUGCAACUUGCGUAUGCGAUUACGAUACACAAAUCACAAGGAAUGUCCCUUGCACGCGUAAAUGUGGACUUUAAAGGUAUCUUUGAGGAGGGACAAGCGUAUGUGGCGCUUUCCCGUUGCACAGAUAUGAAUAAUCUUAUCAUUGAGAACUUUGACGCCCACCGGGUAAACCCCAACGCAAAGGCGCUGGCCUACUACAAGGCAGUGGCAGAGGCAGCGGAGGCUGAGGAAAAGGAGGAACAGGAAAUGUUGCACGCUUGUGUUCGUUACCCAUGGGGAUACAACAACGACCACAUCGAGGAUACCGAAGACGAUGCGGGAGCUCAAAAGCAUGACAAUGCCUCCUUGUUUGCCAAUCACAACAGGCGGAGUGUGGCAGAUGUUGUGGAAGAAAUUCGUGGACGCAUCACGCCAUCGUAUCUUUUAUGGUCCUCUCUACGCCUGCGUGUUUUAUCCACCGUUGAGCUUGCCUCAUCUGUGCAUGGGGCACUACUUGUCAUGGACGUAACCUCCUUACUUGCCCUAGGGAGCUCUCCUGACUCUGCGGCACUUUACGCAAAGGUGUUUGUUAGCAACCAAAACAUGAUGCGGGUGCCGCGUUUGGUGAAGGAGGAACUGCUGCACACCGCCUCCGUCGAUGAAGUUGAGGUGCGUGUGACACCGACAGUGUGUCUAAGCUUCAACAGUCUACGCUCGAGUUCACCUCGAGUUUGUGGUCUUCAUGAGGCAGCAGAGUUGGCCGCAGGGACGCUCUGCAUCAUGGAAGAUGCCAAAAGUGAUUUUGUGCUGGACGAACAACGUGAUGGAGAAUCGAGACCGCUGCCGCCUCCGAUGCCAGGAUGGGAGGAAAGUUUCUCUCUACAUGAUUGGAGUGUUGGUGGGCGGAAGGACACGUGCGCGGGCACUUCCUGCCCUCAACAGCAGCAACAGGUUCAAUUACUGGAGUUUGCAUGCUAUCUCGUGGAGCAGUAUAGUUCCCACCAAGCUGUGUUGGUGUGCACGGAGUCUAUUGAGUUGGCAGCGCGUGCGCUUGCGGCUGGGUUGCGCGUGUGCUCUAUGAUGUACCUGUGCCCAAGAGGUCGGGCAUGA